GGCUUGUAUGUGUGGAACAGCAGUUUGUACGCUUCACUGUGAGUUGUUAUGGAGCUGAUUUUUGGCUUCUGAACGUUUUUCGCGUAUCUGAGAUUGAUUCGGGGAAGGUGAAAAUGUGUAGAGCCUUGGGUUGGAUUCUUGAAUUUGGUUGUGCAGUGCUAUUCCGAUUUGAAACCGCGGUGGAUUUUGAACUCUGAAUCGUGGUUUCUAUGUAAGUAGAGACUUUAGUUCUGGAGAAGUGCCGUGCUGGCCAUGGUUUGGAAUCUGUGACUUGUGACAUUCCGAGAUGUUGCUGCUGAGGGAGGUCGGGGUGCGCAGGUGACGUUCACGUUAGAGGUUUGGUGCUGAAAAGAGACUGGCGUGCUGGUUCACCUCGUGACAUUAUAAUGCCGAGCUCUCCAUAUCCGUCGUGUGUGCGUCGUAGAGAGGAUGGGGAGAGGCCUGCGGAGACGCGGGCGCGGAAACGGGUAGCGAGGUUGGAGAAGAGUGUGAGUGGUGUGGAAGAGGUUGUUAAACAUACUGUGGAUCUGGAUGGUAUGAGAGGCACCAAAACUCCAGGGAAGGCGCGUCAAACUCCUCUGCGGAGCUCCUCGCGCAUUGCCUCACUUGCCUCACGUCAGCCCGUGAAACAGGGCUUUUCAGGGUCGCCUAGAGCUCAGCGUUUUCGGAGGCGGGUUAAGGGUGCUACAAAAGUGACUACGGAAGAAAAAUCGGUGAAGGUCAAGAAAGUAGAUGUUAAAGAAGUGAAGGUCAAGAAAGGAGAGUUUAAGGAGGUGAAGGUUCAGAAGAUAGAGGUGAAGGAGGUGAAGAAGGAGGUGAAGGUUAAGAAGACAGAGGUUAAGGAGGUGAAGAAGGUGAAGAAGGAGGUUGCCAUUGUGAAAGCUUCUAAAAUUCGCAAUUGUAACGGGGAGGUUACGGCUGAAGGUGCCGAUGAUCUUAGCGAGGGUGCAGAGGAGAUCAUUACUUCCGGUUCGGAUAAGUUGGGACAGCAAAUUGCGGAGAGAGCUAGUUUAAAUGAUGCAAUGCAAGUCAAAGCAACUAUUCGAAUUUUCAACUUCAUGUACCUGGAAGCCAUUCAGGCCGAAGAUAAGCGCGCUUUGGAAAUUUUAAGUAAGAUUGGGAAGGCUUGCACUGGCAAAAGACCUUCCAAACGCCCCGACUUGAAAGCGAUUUCCAAGAUGAUCGAACUCAAGGCAACGCUCAAUCCUGAUAAACAAGUUGGCCCUAUUCCAGGUGUUAGUGUAGGCCAGCAGUUCCUGUCAAGAGCAGAGAUGGUUGUAAUAGGAUUGCAUUCUCAUUGGCUCAAUGGAAUCGAUUAUAUUGGAGCUGUUAAAGGCAGAAUGACGGAUGUGGAACUUCCAGUUGCUGUUUCCAUUGUUAUGUCUGGAGGCUAUGAAGAUGAUGUGGACAAUUCAGAGGACAUGGUCUACACUGGGCAAGGAGGAAACGAUCUUCUAAGCACUCGUCGCCAAAUUAAGGACCAAAAGAUGGAAAAGGGAAAUCUGGCUUUGAAGAAUAGCAUGAAAUGUCGACUCCCUGUCCGUGUCAUUCGUGGCCAUGCUGACAAAAGGAGCUACACUGGCAAGAUAUACACGUAUGAUGGGUUGUACGAGGUUUACGGUCAUUGGGCUGAGAAAGGAAUUUCUGGGUUUACGGUAUUUAAGUACCAGCUCCGGCGUUUGCCUGGGCAGCCUACGCUCACUAGCAAACAGGUUCAUUUUGCUAGGGGGAAAGCACCAGAUACUGUUUCGGACCUGCGGGGAUUGGUAUGUAAGGACAUCUCAAAUGGGCAGGAGCGAAUUCCAGUGCCUGCUUCUAACACCAUCGAUGAUCCUCCAUUUCCGCCAAAAGAUUACACGUACAUCACGAAGACUGUAGUACCUGACGAUAUCCCUAUGCCUAUCGCACCGAAAGGAUGCAGUUGUAAAGGGAAAUGUACCAAUGAGAAGAAAUGUGCUUGCGCUCGCAAGAACGGAACAUCUUUUCCUUACGUUUUCAAUCAUGGCGAGAGGCUGGUGAAACCUAUGGACGUUGUUUACGAGUGUGGCCCAGGGUGUGGUUGUGGCCCUGAAUGUUUGAACCGGACGUCUCAGAAAGGACUUCAAUAUAGGUUGGAGGUGUAUAAAACUGUUUCAAAGGGAUGGGCUUGCCGAUCAUGGGAUUUUAUUCCUGCGGGAGCUCCAAUCUGCGAGUACUUCGGUACAUUGAGGCGGAAUGACGAGAACCUGGAAAGUAUGUUGGAUAACAGCUAUAUAUUUGAGCUUGAUCUGCUUCAAACUAUGCAAGGCAUGGAAGGGCGCCAGAAGAGAUUUGGUGAUGUAAUGCCAGAACUUAGUGACGAAGACGACUUGUUGCAAGAUGCGCCCGCUUACGUUCUUGACGCUGGAAAGAAUGGAAACGUGUCGAGAUUUCUCAAUCACAGUUGUGAACCGAAUGUGUUCAUCCAAUGUGUGCUGAGUCAUCACAAUGAUGUUACGAUGCCCCGAAUUGUGAUGUUCGCGGCUGAUAACAUACAUCCAUUAGAGGAGUUGUGCUAUGAUUAUGGUUACGCCAAGGACAGCGUAGUGCGAGAUGGCGAAGUAGUGGAAAUGCCUUGUCAUUGCGGAGCUCCAUCAUGCCGCAAGCGGAUGUACUAGGUACAGUCCAUACAUAGUCUUUAGGGUUUAGGGUUUAUUGGAAUGUUUAUUUGGAAUUUUUAAAAUUAGGUCCAACUGUGGCGUAGUCUGAUGUAGUCAUUGUAUAUUUAAGUACUACACCCAUACGCAUGCAAUUGUGCAAUUAGCGCCGUUUUAGUCAGGAUUUUACCGCAACCCCUUCUGGUGAAUGUUCCAGAAGAGAAUUGUCUAGGUGAAGAAUCGGUUCGAAGAACCGAAAAUGUUAUGCCCUUGAUUUUUGGCGGAGUUGCACUUGGCCCUUAACUUAUUUUACAUUAUUCUUGCGAUCUCUAAAUUUAGAACUUGAACUGAA
Messenger RNA from Physcomitrium patens, 2967 nucleotides. NCBI's taxonomy places the organism in Eukaryota, Viridiplantae, Streptophyta, Bryopsida, Funariales, Funariaceae. The record is from RefSeq and is a predicted model, not a curated record.